Messenger RNA from Penicillium manginii, 996 nucleotides. Its product is annotated as dihydroneopterin aldolase. Lineage: Eukaryota; Fungi; Ascomycota; Eurotiomycetes; Eurotiales; Aspergillaceae. The transcript has 2 exons. The record is from RefSeq and is a predicted model, not a curated record. Gene Ontology annotation, biological process: folic acid-containing compound metabolic process. Gene Ontology annotation, cellular component: cytoplasm. Gene Ontology annotation, molecular function: dihydroneopterin aldolase activity. The coding region runs from base 1 to 996 and encodes 331 amino acids.
AUGGCCGAGCAAAGAUCAGCCAUCCAUAUUCCUACGGUCCCACCGGUCCUGGAUAGCGUCCGCCUCCGCGACAUCGAACUUCCUCUCCCUGCAGCUCCAGACGCAUGGCAUCGCCCUGAGAAAGCUCAACCUUGCACCGCUACCCUGAAGCUCUCCUACUCCUCCGCCAUUGCCGCCGCCGCUGCCGACGAUGUCUCCCUCUCUCUCGACUACGGCAAGCUCUUUCGCCGCUUGGAGUCAGAUAUCCGCGACAUGGCGCACCACACCUCGUCGCCCGAACAUCCUCACAAGCGCAUGAUCAGCCUUGAAGGUACGCAGCGAGAGGAAAUGAAAGCCAGCGCCGUGGGCCAAGAUCCCCGUGUGACGGCUGGAAUUGUCGCGAAUUGUGGCCUGGGUCUGCUGGACGAAACGGCCGCGGGGGUGCGGAGAAUGGCGCAUGUGCACCAGAGCCCGCGGAAUAGCUUUUCGGGAAUCCCGCAGACCCCGGCGCCGGCUUCGUGGCCGAUUGAGAAUACCUAUGGAAAAUGCGAAGUGUCUCUUCAUCUGCCCAAGGCCUUGCUGCGUGCUGAGGAAGGACUCAAGUAUCGCAGUGUGACCGUUUGGGGAUACACUCAGAUUCCUGAUGCCUCGCAGGCUGGUCAGUCGAUGGGUAGAUAUCCUGUUGUGUUGGAGGAGGAGUUUUCCCUUGAUGGAAUCCGAUGCUAUCCUAUUCUGGGUGUCAACUCCCAUGAACGUGUCGAGAGGCAGGCUGUUAUUAUUUACUUGGAAUUCAAGGGCCCCGGACAGCUGGCGUGGGGGAAAGUGGACCAGACCUCAUUCCAAACUGUAGAGGCACUGGCAACUUUCAUUGCACGCAUUGUGACUGUGGACUUUGGCAAUGAGAGGGUCACCGUACGAGUUGAGAAGCCCAGUGCCUUGGCAUUCGUUGAAAGAUCUGGAAUUGAGAUCACGCGGUCACAAGCAUUCUUUGAGAGCCACGAGGUGGCACGGAGGUGA